AUUAUAUUAGGGCACCCCCGUAAAUCAAAAGCAAAACCCAGCAUUUCUGCCUUGUAGCGUAACCACCCCACUCUCUCUCCGACGGCCGUGCACCACCGCCGCCGGGGCAAGUUCCGCCGCCGCAGUGCCGCUAACUCCGCGAAGCGAGAGGCUUUCUUCACUGUUGCGCGGCGGCGGGAGGCGUUUUCCCUGCGCGGUCGACGAUGGCGAUGGUCCUCCUGCGGCGAGUUCUUCUCAACGGGAAGGCGAUUGCGUUGCCUAGCGCCUCGCCGAUGGCGCAGUCGGAUUCGUUCGUUCCUGCAUUUUCCAGAUUCUUCUCCAAAUCCGCUCCGUACGCGGUGAAGGUUGGUAUACCAGAGUUUUUGCAGGGUAUUGGCGGAGGGGUCGAAGCCCAUGUCGCCAAGCUCGAGUCUGAGAUUGGUGACUUCAACAGUGUGGACAUGGCACUACUCAAUUUUUGCCCUUCAUAUGAAUUUGAGGCGUUUUGCUGGUAGAAGAUGAUCUUCCGGCAUGUUUUAUGCAUUGAUGAUCUGGAAGCAAAUCCUUAUAUUGAUGAAGUAUUGACUAGGUUCAUAGUCUUGCUCUAAAGUCCCACCGUAUAUAGUUCCUUCAUCUGCAAGACUGGCACUACUCAAUUUUUGCCCUUCAUAUGACUUUGAGGCGUUUUGCCGGUAGAAGAUGAUCUUCUGGCAUGUUUUAUAUUAAUGAUCUGGAAACAAGUCAUUAUAUAGAUGAAGUAUUGACUAGGUUCAUAGUCUUGCUCUAAAGUCCCACCUUAUAUAGUUUCUUCAUCUGCAAGAUUGGAACUCAUUUGUUUUGUAGAUUUUGCUUUGAUGGCUAGUCUUUUUGAGCUAGGGAUACCCAAGGAUAAGUUUUUUCUGCAGUGACUAUGGUCUAUCGAAUAGGCUAAAUAUGUUCAUGUUAUUUGAAUAAUGGCGAGGAGCAAAACAUCUAUUGUAUUUGUGAGGCGUGCUUUGAACAUGUAUUGAUAGAUGAAAUUGAAUUUUUCAACACCAUUGAAACUUCGUGCAUCUAAAACUGAUCUUGAUACCUUCGUAGUUGAUCGGAAAUUGUCUGAGCUCAUUGUCAAGUGAGCAUGCAGUAGUAACCUUAUUGGCAUAAACUUUUUAACCAAGAUUAAUAAGGGGAAUAGUUGCUCCAUCCACAGAGGUCUAUCAUUGGGUUGAUCUCAAAUGGCAUUAGUUUGACUCCUUAUGAGGACAUUUUACUUUCUUUGUGAAGAGGUCCUAAGUUCUUUUUUGGUUUUGCAGAGGAAGUUGAUAUUGAAGUAUGCCCACAAAUAUAGGGUCGGACUAUGGAGACCUAGAGCUGCACCCAUUAAAGCUUAAGAGUGGUU
Messenger RNA from Syzygium oleosum, 1357 nucleotides. RefSeq lists its product as uncharacterized. NCBI's taxonomy places the organism in Eukaryota, Viridiplantae, Streptophyta, Magnoliopsida, Myrtales, Myrtaceae. The record is from RefSeq and is a predicted model, not a curated record. The transcript is spliced from 4 exons. The coding region runs from base 204 to 494 and encodes 96 amino acids.